Molecule: messenger RNA, 1593 nt
Organism: Pseudozyma flocculosa PF-1
Lineage: Eukaryota; Fungi; Basidiomycota; Ustilaginomycetes; Ustilaginales; Ustilaginaceae
Exons: 1
Coding region: 1-1593 (530 amino acids)
Biological process (GO): regulation of DNA-templated transcription
Molecular function (GO): DNA-binding transcription factor activity
Source: RefSeq, a predicted model, not a curated record
AUGUCGGAAGACACGAGCUCGCGCCAGCGCUCGCGCAACGCCCAGGCCCAGGCCGACCUGCGCGCGCGGCGCAAGCAAUACAUCAAGAGCCUCGAGGGCACCGUGGCGGCGCUCGAGUCGUGCGUGCGCCAGCUGCGCGUGCAGAACCACGACCUGUACCGACAGGUUGACGAGGCCAACUCGAUUCGCGGCGGGCCAUCUUCGUCGUCGUCGUCGUCGAUGUCGCCCCCCCUCCAGUCCGAGCAGGCCGAGGCCCUGGCGAGCGAGAAUCGCCGUCUCCACCAGCUCCUCGCCGAGGUCGGCCUGGCCGCCGCCGCCUCGGCCAAGCUGGCUCGCGUAGGAAAGGACCUGCCCUACCUGCCCUCCUCCAACGACCAGCAGCAGCACCACCAGCAACAGCAGCAGCAGCUCAGCUACAUCGACGCCGCAGAGGCCGCCCGGAUCCACCAGGUGGUCGAGGCCAGCCUCAACGCAGGAGGUCCUCAGUCGUACACGGCCGCCUUCACCGCCGCGUCGGCAUCAUCGUCGUCGUCGUCGGCCUCGGUCGCAGCCUCUCGCAGCACGCCGCGCUGGACCGACAGCCAGAGCAUCCAGGCAAAGCACCGACGCGUCUCCGAGGCAAAGGCCUUUGCAAACGAGACGCGCUUCCAGCUCGGCCUCCAGUCGAGCCCCGACGCCCACUCGUCGAGCUUUGACAGCGCCGCCACCGACGUCGACGGCGGCCUCAAGCCCUACCCCAGCAUUGAUGUCACGACCGCCGCGCCCCUCUUUCCGCCCCAGCUCACCGUGGCCCCGUCGGAUGCCACGUCGAUUGGUCACGGCGCAUCGAUGACUGCCAUCCCGGACUCAAACUUUGACCCUGCCCUCGUCUUCCUCCAGACGCCCGGCCACAGCGCGACGGCGACGGCGACGGCGACGGCUGCCGCGCACGGUGGCGCCAACGUGGCGGCGUGGGACCCGGUGGGACGCUGCGACGCGUCGAUGCCCUCGAGCGCUCCGGGCGCCCGCGCCCUGUCCGACACGGCGGCCACCAUGUCGCCCGCACCCUACGCCGCCUCGUCGUCGUCCUCGUCGAUCGCGGCAUCGCCGCUGCAGCGAGGCAACCACCUGGAAGCCACGUCGUGGCCCAACUCGGCCUACGGCGUCCUCGCCUCGCCCUCGGGAUCGCACUCGGUCGACACCAUGCUGGACCAUCCGUCUUCCGACUACCGACACCACCACCCGCACCCGCACCACUACCACGCUCACGCUCACGGUCAGGCGGCGGGGUUUGGAGAUUCGCCCACCCCUCAUCCCGCCAAGCGCGCCAGGGUUGAGGAGGCGGCGCGCCCCUCGACGUCGUACGGCGAUCAGCGCACCCACUCGGUCCUCUGCCACAACGGCGGCGAUGCCAACCCCUUCGCCGCCCACGCUCAGGGCGCUUCGACCGACGCGGUGGGCUGGUACCACCCCUCGUCGUCGUCGCACCACCACCACACCCACUCUCGCCCCAGCACCAGCAGCGGCGCUAGCACCGUCGUGCCCGACCCUUCCUUUCUCCCCUUUUCCGGCAUCCGCACCGCACCCCGCGUCGCGUCGAUGCUCGCAUUCUGA